UUUGGAUAUUUGGAUAUUAACUCUUUCAUAAUUUCUAUAUUUUCCUCAUCCCUAAAGUAGUUUCUAUGUCAAUAAAGAUAACACAGGCACCUGAAUCAGUCACUUCUUCUAUACAAAGUCUGGUUGAUUAUUUAACUGAGAAUGCCAAAAAUGAUUUAAUAAAAGUGAGAGCGUUGUUUCGAUGGAUAUCAAAUAACAUUGUUUAUGAUUGGAAAUAUAUGGAAACCAAGAUGACUGCAGAAGAAGUGUUUGAAAAACGUGAAGGGGUCUGCAAGGAUUAUAGUAAAUUAUUCAACGAAAUGUGCAAAUUAGCAAAUAUUAGAGUGAAACGUCUUCAAGGAUUUGCUAAGGGAUACGACUAUAGACCAGGAUAUAAAUUUCAACCUGGGCAAGAUAUUACUCAUGCGUGGAAUGCUGUGUACAUAUUUGGAGCGUGGCGAUUAAUAGAUACUACUUGGGGUACAGGAUACACGGAUUUCACUGGGAAAUUUCAAAAGAAGUUGAAUGAGCAUUUCUUUCUUCCCGAUCCAGAAGUGUUAAUUUGGACUCAUUUUCCGUAUGAUGAAAUGGAAAGUGAUUAUUCCAGAUGGCAGCUUCUCGACAAACCAUUAACAUUAGACGAAUUCAAUAAUUUACCUAAAGUCACUCCUUAUUUCUUCGAAUUCAAUUUGAGAUUUCGAUCGAAUUUACAGAAUCCAAUUACAUUUCGAGUUCAAACGGAAAUUAAAAUCGGAGCGCAGAAACCUAUGAGAUACAAAUUUAAAUUAUACUCGGCGGAAGAUAUGGAAAACCCUUCUCUCAACAAUUAUGUGUUUUGCCAAAUGAAAGAAGAAAGAUUAGUUGGAUCAUUCGCCGUUUUUCCACCAUUAGAAGGUCGAUACGUUUUUAAGAUAUACGCCAGGCCAGAAUGGGAGAUGUAUGACGAUGCAACGUUAAGAAACGUGGUAAUAUUCUUGCUGGAUUGUGUGAGGUCGCGUAGAUAUAUUCAACCGUAUCCUCUAAAUGAAAUACCCUGGGGUCCAACACAGUGCUUCUACGAUUAUGGUAUGAAACUUCUGAAUCAAUCAGUUCCUAUUAUGGUAAGUUGGGGCAAUAAACGAAGACUCAGCAUAGAAAUGAAGGAACCAAUGUUAGUAAGUCAUCAGAUUUUUGAUUCCAACGGAUGCGAAAUUGAUACACCCGGUGUAUUGCAAAAAGACGAAACCGAAAAACGGAUUGAUUUUUACUUCAUGCCACCAAGGACCGGUUAUUAUAAAUUAAUGAUAUAUGCUUUACCAAAGCCGAAACAAAAGGGAAAAUGGAAGAUUCCGUUAGUGGCAACGUUUCUUUUCGAUUGUAAACAGACCAGAAACGGCCACGACGAAGAUGUACCAGUGCCUUCCAGUAGACCACCAGAUUCUAAAAAGAAAAUGAAGAUUCAGCCAAUGCGGUAGACUUUUUAUUAUUCGAAUUUAGACUCUUUAAACAGAAAUAUGGUAGCGAAUUUAAACAAAAAUAUGGAAAAAUUUGCUUCUGUAUGCAUAUUUAUGUGUAAUACAUACCUUAUCACCUCUCCAGAUCAAUCUGAAGAUGAUAUCAAAUUUGUUCCAUAAGGUGCAAUAAAAGAUCCAACAAUAUAAUAUAAUUAAAAUAUUCACUUAUAUCAUUAUGUACAUAGGCUGUAUUAAAUAUAUAGAACAUUUCAGGUGAAAU
Messenger RNA from Centruroides sculpturatus (bark scorpion), 1692 nucleotides. Its product is annotated as kyphoscoliosis peptidase-like. The record is from RefSeq and is a predicted model, not a curated record. Bases 66 to 1433 code for a protein of 455 amino acids. Lineage: Eukaryota; Metazoa; Arthropoda; Arachnida; Scorpiones; Buthidae. The transcript has 6 exons.